AACACAAAGAUGGGAGGAUGAGUCUUGAUGUCCUCCUCCAUUCCUUAACGUGCAUAACUAAUUAGGCUUAUUCCCAGGAUAAAUAAAGCAGGACUAAAAGUCUGCUGUCAGAUUUUCAACAGCUGGCCUGCCAAGCAAGGAGGUGUUAACGUAAAGGGAUUAAACCAUUAUUUUCUUUGUUUCACAAUCACAAAAUGCUGGAGAUGCUUGAAUACAGCCACUAUCAGGUACAGUCCCACCUGGAAAGUCCGUCCAAGUACCACAUCCAGCCGUCUCAGAGAGGGCAGGUGAGACAGUAUCUUUCUUCCAGUCUAAGUGGGAAAGCUGGAAGCCAGUGUCCCAGCCAGCCCCCCGAGCACAGCAUGCCACCCGGGCCUGCUGGCAGCGCACCCAACAGUCCCAUGGCCCUUCUAACACUCGGUGCCAACUGUGAAAAAGAAAUGGAUGAUGUCAUUGAUGAUAUUAUAAGCUUAGAGUCAAGUUACAAUGAGGAUGUGCUUGGACUGAUGGACCCAGCUUUUCAAAUCAACAAUCCGCUCCCUGUGUCUGGUAAUAUACUUGAUGUGUACAACAACCAGGGCCUUCCUCUCCCUGGCAUCUCCAUGGGCAACUCAUGUGCACCGAACAUCAAAAGGGAAUUCACAGCUCCUGGCAUGAAGCAAGUACUGGACAAGCCGGGAUCCUGUGGCCAGUUUGAAAGCUAUCAAAGGCCAGACGGCUUUCCAGUAGAGGCUGAAGUACGAGCCCUUGCUAAAGAAAGACAAAAGAAGGACAAUCACAACCUGAUUGAGCGAAGACGGAGGUUCAACAUCAACGACCGCAUAAAGGAGCUGGGAACCUUGAUACCGAAGUCAAAUGAUCCAGACAUGCGCUGGAAUAAGGGCACCAUUCUGAAAGCCUCUGUGGACUACAUCAGGAAGCUACAGCGGGAGCAGGAGAGAGCCAAGGAGCUCGAAUGCAGACAGAGGAAACUGGAGCAUGCUAACCGCCAUCUGAUGCUUCGUAUACAGGAGUUGGAAAUCCAAGCCCGGGCUCAUGGCCUCACAGUGGUAUCAUCCCCCUCAGUCUGCACCUCAGAGCUUAUGGCACGAGCCAUCAAACAGGAGCCCAUUCUUGGGGACUGUCCAUCUGACAUCUACCAGCAUAACUGCACGCCUGAAAUGUCUCCACCAACUACGCUGGACCUCAACAAUGGCACCAUUACCUUUGACCACAUCCCUGCAGAUGCUGGGGACUCCUACGGAAACUCUAGGACCUGCAAAAUGAAAGAGCUGGUUAGGGACAACAGCCUGGGGCCAGUUUCCCCAAGUGACCCCCUCCUGUCUUCCAUGUCCCCAGACGUUUCUCACAAUGUCAGCAGCCGCCACAGUUCUAGCUCUAGUAUGGACGAGAAAGAUCAUGGAUGUUAGCCCUAUGUCAUAAGUGUUUUUUUAUGCAUAAAGGAACUCUCUGGUAAAUUUCAUGUUAAAAGAGUUUUUACAUAAAGUCUUUUUAUUUUCAUUCAUUGAUGUAAUUAUAUUACUGUGAGCCAAGACUCUUAAGACGCUCUCUCUGGUGUUUUUACUUUCUCAUUUAAUUUUUAUGAACUGUUUAGAAAAUACUUGACAAACGUGUAACAGGAAACUUAAAUUAAUUUUGAAGUGUUCCUUGUUAUUUAAUAUUUGCAUUUAUGAGCUGUUGUACUGUUGAUUUUAAGACAGCUACCAUGCUUUAUACAUAAAAGUGCAUAAUAUAAGUGUCAUGUUGUUGAAAUAGCAGGAUAAGGCUUAUAUGUGUGUUUGUACAUGUGGAAUGUGUAAACUCCUUAUUUGCCUGAUCUUCUGCAAAUUAUCAGGCAAUCCGAUCAAACAAAGAACCUAGUAAAAGGUUUUUAUGUGACAUUUAUUUAGGCUAAUUUUUUUUAUUCCCUCCAGAUACCACUUGUCCAUAUUUGGUCAUAUUUAGAUGAUUUGCAAUAAAUUGUGCCAUUGCAUCUAAUCAUUUUGAAAUUAUCAAUAAUUUAACAUAAAUCUGUAUAAACAAUCUUAAUAAAUCAGUUAUCCAUACGGCCUUUUAAAGUAGAGGUGCUGGCAGCUGUUAAUUUCAAUGACUCUUAACAUAAGCUGUAAAAAAAAUGAUCCCACAGUGGCUUCGGUACCUUUUAAAAUGUAAGCUGCACAUGCACACUACAGAAUGAACAUAACCGACACUUUAAUAUUUGUGCAAUGACCCAAAAAUGACAUCACUUAAUCUCAUGCAGCACUUUGGAAGGUCUUUACUCCCCUCAGCAAGUUUGAUGCUUGAGCAGAUGAUACAUGGCUAUGUUGUUUAAUAAAUAGACUAAUAAUAAUUAGACAUUUUGGGGAACUCAUAAAGCAUGGACUCUUUAU
Molecule: messenger RNA, 2369 nt
Organism: Cyprinodon variegatus (sheepshead minnow)
Lineage: Eukaryota; Metazoa; Chordata; Actinopteri; Cyprinodontiformes; Cyprinodontidae
Gene: mitfa
Product: microphthalmia-associated transcription factor-like
Exons: 9
Coding region: 195-1409 (404 amino acids)
Biological process (GO): melanocyte differentiation; regulation of transcription by RNA polymerase II
Cellular component (GO): nucleus
Molecular function (GO): RNA polymerase II cis-regulatory region sequence-specific DNA binding; DNA-binding transcription factor activity, RNA polymerase II-specific; protein dimerization activity
Source: RefSeq, a predicted model, not a curated record